UUCUAGCAGUUGAACUGGGCAUGCUCGGCAGCUAGAACAGGCUUCUGGUACAAGGAGGACGUUUUCCCACUAACUGGGCUCCAGAGCCUGAAGCUGAGGUAUAGGUGCAGGCUAAGGCUGGGGCUGCUGCUGCUGCUGCUGCUGCUGCUGCUGCUGCUGCUACUCCGGAGUAGCCUCGCCCCUCCGUGGCAGCACAGGUGGCGGCGACGACGGCGGCGGCUGCGCUGAGCUACAGAGGGAGGGCAGCUGCUCUCCGGAGCAACCCAGACGCAGCAUCGCUAGGCGCGCUAUUGAAGGGAGAAGGAAACGAGAGCAGAGGCAGCUGUGUCUUUACUGGGUCGGCUCCAGCAACAUCCAGCGGCGGAUGUGCAGGAGGAGGAGGAGAAGGCGGAGGCAGCAGUAGAGGGGAUAGAUAUCGGCGGUGGUACCAAGGCGGCUGCACUACAGCGCCGCUGCUGUGCUUGCUGUAAGAGCCCCGGAUAAGAAGACAGGAGGCACCAACAGUGGUGGAGGAAAGCCAAGGAACCAGACACUUUGCCUCGGUAGCCGGCAGCAGGCUGUAGAGCAGCCUCAUCCUUAGCGCUUUUUUUUUUUUUUUUCUUUUUUUUUUUUCCCCUCUUCCCUGCCCGGCAUCACUUGUCCCGGAGCCACGCACAGACAACAAAGCGAAAGAUGCUGCAGUUGGGCAAGGUCAGGACCUUGCACUGAAGCCUGGAGGCGGCGCACACACCUUUCCGUGGAAUUGAGGAUUUGUCUAUUUUGGUGGGUGCAUGUUUGGGAGAAAGCAGACAGGCUCAACGCCUUUUGGAGCUAUGCCUGUUCCAGACCAGCCUUCAUCUUCAGAAAAGACUAGUUCUCUGAGCCCCGUGUUGAAUACAUCUAAUGGAGAUGGAUCUGAAACUGAGACAACUUCUGCCAUUCUUGCAUCAGUCAAAGAACAGGAACUACAGUUUGAGAGACUGACUCGAGAACUGGAGGCUGAACGCCAGAUUGUAGCCAGCCAACUGGAGAGAUGUAAACUUGGAUCAGAGACUGGAAGCAUGAGCAGCAUUAGUUCAACAGAAGAACAAUUUCAUUGGCAAACACAAGACGGUCAAAAGGAUAUAGAGGAUGAACUCACAACUGGUCUUGAGCUGGUAGACUCCUGUAUUAGGUCACUUCAAGAAUCAGGAAUACUAGAUCCCCAGGACUAUUCAACUAGUGAAAGGCCCAGCCUUCUCUCCCAGAGUGCACUUCAGCUCAAUUCCAAACCUGAAGGGUCUUUCCAGUACUCAGCCAGCUACCAUAGCAACCAGACCCUUGCCCUGGGUGAAACAACACCUUCUCAACUCCCAGCUCGAAGCAGUCAAGCCAGGGCUGCUAUCCAGAGCUUCAGCCAGGGCACAACUAGCCGAGCAGCCCAUUUAGCUGGAUCUGAACCCUCUCAAUCACAUGCUGCCUCUCAGUCAAGAGAGUCCUUUGUGCCGAGCCAUGGGAGCGCGUUCCAUUUGCCUGACUCCCAGCAUUCUUCAGCCCUUUAUUAUUCCAGCUCCACUCUGCCAGCACAGAGAGUGAGCUCUCCCUUGUCCAUGCAGCAGGUAGGCUCUCCCACAAAGCUCCAGCGGGUGGGGUCAGCCUCAGAGAGCACUGGAUACAGCACCACACAGCGGGUCUCCUCUCCUAAGCAGUCUCCAAGCCGGCUAGCCAAGUCAUAUAGCACCAGCUCACCCAUCAAUAUUGUUGUGUCUUCAGCUGGACUUUCUCCUUCCCCAAUACGUGUGACCUCUCCACCAACCAUCCAGUCUAAUAUUUCAUCCUCUCCUAUUCAUCAGCUAAGCUCAACCAUUGGCACUUAUGCUACCCUAUCUCCUACAAAACGUCUAGUCCACACGUCAGACCAGUACAACAAGCAUUCACAGGAACUGUAUGCCACUGCUACCCUUCAGAGACCUGGCAGUCUGGCAGCUGGAUCUCGGGCAUCUUAUAGCAGCCAACACAGCCACCUUGGCUCUGAAUUGAGGGCACUACAAUCUCCAGAACACCACAUAGAUCCCAUUUAUGAAGACAGAGUAUAUCAGAAACCCCCUAUGCGGAGUCUCAGUCAGAGUCAGGGGGACCCUUUGCAGCCAGCCCACACAGCCACCUAUCGCACUAGCACAGCCCCAUCUUCCCCUGGUGUCGACUCCGUACCCUUACAGCGCACAGGCAGUCAGCACGGCACACAGAAUGCAGCAUCGACCUUCCAGAGGGCCAGUUACGCUGCAGGCCCAGCCUCCAAUUACGCAGACCCCUACCGACAGCUGCAGUAUUGUCCUUCUGUCGAGUCACCAUACAGCAAAUCUGGGCCUGCCAUACCACCUGAAGGGACUUUGGCUAGGUCACCUUCCAUUGAUAGCAUUCAGAAAGAUCCCAGGGUACCAAUGUGCAAGUCUAGAGGGCAGCUCUGUCAACAUUUUCAAAACAAGUCACCUUUUUUAGAAUUUGGAUGGAGAGACCCAGAACUUCCCGAAGUGAUCCAGAUGCUGCAGCAUCAAUUCCCUUCUGUGCAGUCAAAUGCUGCAGCCUAUUUGCAACAUCUCUGUUUUGGAGACAAUAAAAUUAAAGCUGAGAUAAGAAGACAAGGAGGCAUACAGUUACUGGUGGACCUGCUGGACCAUCGGAUGACAGAAGUCCAUCGCAGUGCCUGUGGAGCUUUGAGGAACUUGGUGUAUGGGAAAGCUAAUGAUGAUAAUAAAAUUGCCCUGAAAAAUUGUGGGGGCAUCCCAGCAUUAGUACGAUUACUACGCAAGACUACUGAUCUGGAGAUCCGUGAACUUGUCACAGGAGUCCUUUGGAAUCUUUCUUCAUGUGAUGCACUUAAAAUGCCAAUUAUCCAGGAUGCCCUUGCAGUGUUGACCAAUGCAGUCAUCAUCCCUCACUCUGGAUGGGAAAAUUCACCACUCCAGGAUGAUCGGAAAAUACAGCUCCAUUCUUCACAGGUGCUGCGUAAUGCCACUGGGUGCCUAAGGAAUGUUAGUUCUGCUGGAGAGGAAGCCCGCAGAAGAAUGAGGGAAUGUGAUGGACUUACGGAUGCAUUGCUUUAUGUGAUUCAGUCUGCUCUUGGGAGCAGUGAAAUUGAUAGCAAGACCGUUGAAAACUGUGUGUGCAUUUUGAGGAACCUCUCCUACCGACUUGCAGCAGAAACAUCUCAGGGACAGCAGAUGGGAACCGAUGAGCUUGAUGGAUUACUAUGUGGUGAUGCCAAUGGCAAGGAUGCUGAGAGCUCUGGGUGUUGGGGCAAGAAGAAGAAGAAAAAGAAAUCCCAAGAUCAGUGGGAUGGCGUAGGACCUCUACCCGACUGUGCAGAACCACCAAAAGGAAUCCAGAUGCUAUGGCACCCUUCAAUAGUCAAACCCUACCUCACUCUUCUUUCUGAGUGCUCAAACCCAGACACUCUAGAAGGUGCAGCAGGUGCCCUGCAGAAUUUGGCUGCAGGUAGCUGGAAGGGCUGUGAGGAGGAUGUGGCAGGCAUGGUUCAUGCCCUACGUACACUGCCAGAGGGGGCACCCUGCCUGCCACAGUGGUCAGUGUAUAUUCGUGCUGCUGUCCGAAAAGAAAAAGGUCUGCCAAUCCUAGUGGAGCUGCUGCGAAUAGACAAUGAUCGAGUGGUGUGUGCAGUUGCAACAGCUUUACGGAACAUGGCCUUAGAUGUCAGAAAUAAAGAAUUAAUAGGCAAGUAUGCUAUGAGAGACCUGGUCCAUCGGCUUCCAGGAGGGAACAACAGCAACAAUUCAGCCAGCAAGGCCAUGUCUGAUGACACAGUUACUGCCAUCUGCUGUACUCUUCAUGAAGUGAUCACUAAGAAUAUGGAGAAUGCCAAGGCCUUACGGGAUGCUGGAGGCAUUGAGAAGUUGGUUGGUAUUUCCAAGAGUAAAGGAGACAAACACUCUCCAAAAGUGGUAAAGGCAGCAUCUCAGGUCCUAAACAGCAUGUGGCAGUAUAGAGAUCUGAGGAGUCUCUACAAAAAGGAUGGAUGGUCACAGUAUCACUUUGUAGCCUCUUCUUCAACAAUAGAAAGAGAUCGGCAAAGACCAUAUUCUUCAUCACGAACACCCUCCAUUUCUCCUGUGCGCAUGUCUCCUAACAAUCGCUCAGCAAGUGCCCCAGCCUCACCUCGAGAAAUGAUCAGCCUCAAAGAGAGGAAAACAGAUUAUGAGUCCACUGGAACAAAUGCCACUUACCAUGGAACUAAAGGAGAACACACUUCCAGGAAAGAUACCAUGACAGCUCAAAACACUGGAAUUUCAACUUUGUACAGAAAUUCUUAUGGUGCACCUGCUGAAGAUAUCAAACAUAACCAGGUUUCAGCACAGCCAGUCCCACAGGAGCCCAGUAGAAAAGAUUAUGAAACCUACCAGCCGUUUCAGAAUUCCACUAGAAACUAUGACGAGUCCUUCUUUGAGGAUCAAGUCCAUCACCGUCCACCUGCCAGCGAAUACAACAUGCACCUGGGACUGAAGUCCACUGGCAACUACGUCGACUUCUACUCUGCGGCACGUCCCUACAGUGAACUGAACUAUGAAACAAGCCACUACCCAGCCUCCCCAGAUUCCUGGGUUUGAGACUCGGCAAGAAGGAACAGCUCCAGGAACUGUGCAUGUGCAUGCAUACACCACAAGACAUUUUUUUUUUCCUGCAAAUUUAGUUUGUAAAAGCCUGUUCCAUAGGAAGGCCCUGAUAACCAGUAUGGAAACCUUGAUUAAGAGAUAUUUUAGAAGGCUUAAUGAGUUGAAAGUUAACUUGGAAGUCAAUAGAAUGAAAAAAAAAAUAAUCCUAAAUAUUAUAGUGUGGGACAACUUUUACUGUUGGCCCUAUAGAGUUUAAAAAAAAAAAAAGUGCUGUUUUUUGAAUGUGAUAGAAGGAAGGAGGGAGGAAACAGCAGUGGAUGAUGGAACAAGAAGGUUAUGUUAAGCACAAGAAACAGAAUAGUUUACAUACUUUAUGGGGGACAGCUUCUCACACUUUGUUUACUAUCUUCAUUCAUUGUGAAUCUAGGCUUCAAGUUGCAUUUGGGGUUCCUCUGUACAGCAAGAUGUUUCUUGCUUUUUGUUAAUGCAUUGUUGUAAAGUAUUUGAUGUACAUUACAGAUAAAAAAACAAAACAAAACCAAGUGCAUUGUGUAUAUUACACCAAUGCCGCAGUGUUUCUUCAUCUAUGGUUCUAAAUAUUACUUAAAUUUCAAAAUUUUGAAGGAUGUAUGAAUUUCCAGUUUUUUCUUUUCCCCAGUAUGUUUUAACAAAGACAAAAAAAGGAAUAUUUAGCAGUAUUGUUCGUUCUGAUAUGUGAAUUUGUUUGUGGCAACUAACCAAGGCGUUCAGCAAUUUCUGACAAUUAACAUACAUCAUUCCACACUCCUUGUCAACGAAGUGCUUUUUCACUGCCUAAAAUUUUAGAUGUAGAUAUUUGAAAUAGAUUUUUUUCAUUUAUACCAGUUUUCUUUAUGAUGAUACAGUGUUAAAAGAAAAUAAAUUACAAUUGAUCUGUCAUCCAUA
Sarcophilus harrisii (Tasmanian devil) is the source of this 5510-nucleotide messenger RNA. It is a transcript of the gene CTNND2, whose product is annotated as catenin delta 2. The coding region runs from base 771 to 4580 and encodes 1269 amino acids. Gene Ontology annotation, biological process: dendritic spine morphogenesis; cell-cell adhesion; cell-cell junction assembly. The transcript is spliced from 24 exons. The record is from RefSeq and is a predicted model, not a curated record. Gene Ontology annotation, molecular function: cadherin binding. NCBI's taxonomy places the organism in Eukaryota, Metazoa, Chordata, Mammalia, Dasyuromorphia, Dasyuridae. Gene Ontology annotation, cellular component: nucleus; cytoplasm; adherens junction.